Molecule: messenger RNA, 576 nt
Organism: Stylonychia lemnae
Lineage: Eukaryota; Ciliophora; Spirotrichea; Sporadotrichida; Oxytrichidae
Source: the annotation of a GenBank genome assembly
AUGUAAGUUCACUCAGGAUAUUAUGAACUAGAUUAAAAGCCAACAAUUAUGUCAAUGACUCAAGCAAGCAUUGGCUCACUAAUCAGAAAAGAUCAAUUAUCGCUGCCAUUGAUCAAUUAAGAAACUCUUGAAAUCUAGGUUAAUUUCAAAAGAGAUAGAAUAUUCGUCUAUGCAUAAAAUGAGCUAAAGAUGUUUGAUAUUCAUUUAGAGAAAGAAUUCGACAGUAUUAGAACUGAUAGAUAUUCAACUAGCAGAUUCCACUUACAUACUGAUAAGAGAUUAAUAUUCUUUGAGGGAUGUUAGUCUAAGAUCAAAGUGUUUGAAAUUUCCAGCAAUAAAUUUAAGCUGAUAUAAACUAUUCUUAGUUGUCAAUUGAUAAAAGGAUUCCUUGCCUUUAGUCCCAAAAUAUUUGGAUACUUUGAUUAAAAUUUGAUACUUUAUAAAUAUGACAAUGAAAGCUAGAUUUAUACAAGAAUAAUGAUUUCAAGAAUUCAUCCUCAUGAUGUCCAUUUGAGUGAUUAUUCAUAAUCUCUCUCUAAUUACUACGAACCUAGAGAUAAUAGAAAGUUUUAUUGA